AUGGCAGAAGGAACACCACUGAUAAGUCUUAAGAGUUUAGAAGAGGAUGAAAAAGUUUCAUCACCGUCCAUGUAUCAAGAAUUGGAUCCAAGCCGACAAAACGGAAAAUCCAAGCUCACGAGAAGGAUGGUUUCUCCAAGGACUGUGGAAGAACGACAAGACUUGGAAAAGGGAUUUUCUAAUCCUGUGGGAGGACAAGGUUAUCACAGCAACGUGUCAAGCUCUAGUGACUUGUCAACUCUGGAGAAACAGCCUAUUUACAAAGUGAAGGGAACAAAAACACAAAAACUUAUAUUUCAUAUUUGCAAUAUUUCUUGCCCAAUUUUGAUUUUAGCAUUCAUUUGUAUUUUCGGAGUUGGUAUAGCUCUUUAUUUUGGUAUGAGAGUAACAAAAAGCAGCCCUCCAGUACAACUCGUUGGAAAACAUGCUGCUGUCGCCAGUGACAGCUCUAUUUGCUCGAACAUGGGACUGAAGGUAAUUAAAGAAAAAGGAGGCAAUGCAGUUGAUGCAGCAGUGGUUGUUGCAUUGUGCUUGGGUGUGACGAGGCCGUUUGCAAGUGGAGUUGGUGGAGGUGGAUUUAUUAAUAUUUUCCUUAACCAAACUAAAACUAUUGAUUUUAUUGAUGCCAGAGAAACAGCUGCCAGUGCCGCUUCACAAGAUAUGUACGUCAAUAAUAAUGAAGAAAGUGUCACUGGAGGAAAGGCCAUUGCAGUUUACGGCGAGAUUAAGGGACUUUACAUGGCCCAUUCGGCUUACGGAAAACUUCCUUGGAAGGAUCUAUUCACAGAUGUGAUUGGCAUGGCACGAAAUGGAUGGACUGUGGAACCACUAUUGGCCUUGAGACUUUCUCAAGAUGACAUUCUCAAGUAUCCAACAUUGAAACAAUUUACCACCGUAGAUGCAAAUGGAGUUCUACGUGUAUUUAAAGAAGGGGAAACAAUCAAAAGACCAGAAUAUGCUAAUACAUUGGAACUUAUUGCCAACCAAGGACCUAAUGUGCUUUACGAAGGACCAAUAGCAGAGAAAAUUGUGGAGGAAAUUAAGCAAGAGGGCGGAAUUAUAACAUUGGAUGAUUUGAAAAAUUACAAGCCAUUACGGCCCUUCUCUGAUAGCAACUCUAUCAUUUCCUUGGAAGAAAUGAUGUUAGAUUUUGAAGAUUACAAGGUCAUUCUUCCACCGCCACCAUCUUCUGGACCUGUCAUUCGAUUUAUUUUGAGCAUUUUGAAGAAUUUAAAUCUAUCAAACACUUUCCAAAAUGCACCAAUUGGUCUAAGAUAUCACUACAUUCUAGAGGCCUUGAAGUUUGGUUUCGGCCAUCGUUCUAUAUUGGGAGAUGUAAACUUCUUACCAAAAGAAAAUGUGACCAAGUACAUCAUCGAUCAGCUUUUAAGUGACACCUAUGCUGAACAAAUUUCAACAGAAAGUGUUUCUCCAGCAAGAACUUUUCCUUGGUUACACUAUUUUCCAGACUCCUAUGCGCCAAUAAGAGACAAGGGAACUUCCCAUUUUUCAAUUGUUGACAAUGAAGGCAAUGCAGUAGGAAUGACCACCACAGUUAACCACAAUUUUGGUAGUAAGGUGGCUAGUUUAUCCACAGGUGUGGUGUUUAAUAAUCAAAUGAACGACUUUACUGUUGAUCCAAACAAACCCAACCAGUUUGGCCUUCCACCGUCUGUAGCUAAUGCCAUUGCACCAGGAAAGAGACCUUUGAGCAGCAUGUCUCCAACUAUUUUCCUCGAUAAGAAAGAUAUGACUGUGAAAUAUGUAGUUGGAGCGAGUGGAGGUCCUACUAUUAUUAGUGCCAUCAUUGAGGUGUUCUUCUCGAUUGAUAAGUUUGGAGCAAAUCCAGCAUUGGCGGUGGAACUUCCCCGUGUUCAUGCUCAGCCAGGCUCUUCUGUUGUAAAAAUUGAAGAAGGGUUCAACAAGCAAGUCGUAAGCACUUUGCAAGAAAAGGGACAUGUAUUUGAAAAGGUUCAAAUCUUACCUGAUGGUCACACCAUUGGAUGUUGUCAGGUAGUUCAUGUUACAAAAGAUGAAGAGGGAAAUAGAAUCAUUUUGCCUGCCACUGAUCCACGAAAAUUGGGAUCUCCCGCAUGUUAUUAA
Molecule: messenger RNA, 2103 nt
Organism: Naegleria fowleri
Lineage: Eukaryota; Heterolobosea; Eutetramitea; Acrasida; Naegleriidae
Exons: 1
Coding region: 1-2103 (700 amino acids)
Biological process (GO): glutathione catabolic process
Cellular component (GO): plasma membrane
Molecular function (GO): glutathione gamma-glutamate hydrolase
Source: RefSeq, a predicted model, not a curated record